CUACAAAACGAAGAUCAUUUUGGUUACGUUUUUCCAUUUUUACAUAUCUUCCAGAAUACCUGGGGUGCUGCCUAUGAAUAAUAAUUCUCGCAGCACCCCAAGGAAAUUUUUAAGGGUGCUUCAACAGGCCCCAGCACCGCAACUUCCCAGGACCGUGGCUAGACAUGCCCCCUUUAUAAGUUCUUUCAGGGGGCUUAACAUCGUCAUAAUCAUCACCAUCAUCGUCAUCAAAUUCACCACCAUUGUCCUCUUCUAUCAUAUCCAGUCUAGUCUUUAUCCUGUGAUUCGCAUUUAACGUGAUGUCGCCCUCUAGUGUACGAGCUACGCGCAAUAAUGUCAAUAAUGAAUGAAAUAUUUCUGCACACUUUUUCGCGAUAUAUUUCUCACGGAUCGGAUCCAAAGCGGUCACAUGACAUGACACACGGACAACCACCAUUUCUCCAGACUACAAACACUAGGUAAAACAAAGUGGAAAUUGUUGACAAUAAUUGUUGGUAUUAUAAUUGAGGUGGAGAAGAUUUGACAACCAUUCUUGGAUGUACGGCAGACUUGUUUGUAGAGCUCGUCUCUAGGUCAAGGACCCGGAGCACACGGGUGUUUUCAAGUUUAUCCUGAGGACAAGUAGGGCAAAUAGAGACAAGUAAACAAGUGAUAUCCAUCAAAGCUAAGGUCAAGGAGAAAAGGGUCACCUAAAAGGAGUCUAGAGGCUCUUGGGAGGACAUCCAGACAGGAUUUGACCUCAAUAAGAGGUCAAGGGUCAUCUUCAAGCUUGGAGUUCAAGUUGGGAUUACCACAGAGGAAGAGAGUUCUAAGCAUAAACUCCCAGCAACAGGUCGCCCCACUGCCAUGUGAGCUGUGCUAGCAUCGGCAAGCCAAGCGAGACACCAGGCAUCGGGUUACCAAGUCUAUUAAUACAAGUGCCAUGAGCAACAUGUAAGGUGUUAUGAUCUCACACAAAUCCUACGCUGAUAAACUUAACAACUCGCCCGCUAUCACCAUCACUGUCGGCUGGCAUCCGUGCUAAUGAUAUGCCACUUUGUCUCACACGUUAUGUCAGAGCCAUUCAUGUGCCUCUAAUGAACAGCUACUUUUGUCUGUCACGGCUCCAUCUCCAAUCACCCUUCCCAGGCAGUCUUCUCAAGUUGGUUCGUUUUUUCAAACUGACGGAUUGAGGAAGAGGUGUAGUUAAUCACACAUCUGCAUCUCAGUCUUGAUCAUCCUCACCCUUGAGUAGCUGCUUUCUUGCAGACAUCCUUUUCCACGGAGACUGGACGAAACCUGCUGCUGAGGGCAGCAGACGCAUGUAUGUGGCCGGCCUGGGUGCCCGUGCUCAAACGUAGAAAGAGAGGACCAGCUUAUAGCGACCAGCAAGACGAGGGAUCAUGCAACAAGAUGGGGGCAGGGAACAGUGCCACUAUCUGCGAUAAGUUUCGCAGCAGUAGUUCCUCAGAUCUCUCUCCUGGAAGUAGUGUAGAUCAACAUCCAGCCACAGACAAAAGUAACAGAAAUGGGAAACAAGUCUUGUCUGAAGGGCAAAUUUCAUUUGGUGUUCCCAAAUCCUUAGCAGCCAAAGAGCAACAUACAGCAGUGAGGAGAGAGAACGGAGACGGAAUGGAAACAGAAGAUGCAUCCCAUGUAGCGUUGCUUAGCGACCAUACCAAGGGUACUCAGGAGGAAGAGGAGAAAAUGGACACUAUGGAAUCAGAAACAAAAGUUGUUUUCACAGCAGGUGAUGGGGGACGACGACGAUGAUGACGAUGACGUGACCCUGUCAGAAUCCACACCGAACUUUCAAUCAUGGCAGCAGCACCACGAGCUGGUGCGAGGUCGUCCAUACCUGGCGUUGGACACUAGGAUACGUUCCCACAGCCAGUCAGAGGUGGAGGACUGUACAUACCACCAUGGGGUGCGACCUGUUAGCAGUGCCAUGCCCAUCGUGGAUGUCACUGGUAGGCCCUUGAGCUGUGGGCCACGUGACAUAACAUCAACCAGUCCACGAGGAAGAAUAGUUGUUAAAAGUAUCAGUGCCGAUAAUCCCACCCAGAUCCUUUCGUCACAAAUGCUGUCUGUCCCCAACGGAUCAUCUUCAAGUGCUCCAAAGCAAGUGCCUGUAUCGCGGCGGAUCUACCCGUCGUUGCCCUACUCCCCUUAUGGUUCACCGUCUGGAUCCCCAUGUGCCUCACCCCGCACCAGACGGCCACCUACCAAGGAGUCCAGAACCAUCUCCAUCCUAGACAAAUUGAACUAUGUGCAGCUGAAUCAGUACCACUUGAAAGAUGAGAUCGGCAAGGGUUCUUAUGGAGUAGUAAAGCUGGCCUAUAACGAGGAAGACGAUACACACUAUGCAAUGAAAAUCCUAUCCAAGAAGAAACUUAUCAAGAAAGGAGGAUUUGCAAAGCGCCCACCACCUCGAGGAGGGAAGCCUAACAAGGCACCUAAAACACCUCUGGAUAGAGUUUAUCAAGAGAUUGCCAUACUGAAGAAGCUGGACCAUCCAAAUGUUGUAAAACUUGUUGAGGUUUUGGAUGACCCAAACACAGAUUAUCUCUACAUGGUCUUUGAGCUGGUGGAGAAAGGGCCUGUAAUGGAGGUGCCUUCUGAUAAUCCUCUGAGUGAGAUGUUGGCUUUGACCUACUUUAGGGACAUCGUACAAGGCAUGGAGUUCUUGCAUUAUCAAAAGGUGAUCCAUCGAGACAUCAAACCUUCUAACCUACUCCUGGAUGAAGACAAUCAUGUUAAGAUUGCAGAUUUCGGAGUGAGUGACAAGUUUGAAGGGAUUGAUGCUCUUCUUUCAGACACCGUUGGUACACCAGCAUUCAUGGCUCCAGAGUCCCUACUAGAGGAGUCAAACAAAUAUGGUGGACGAGCCUUGGAUGUAUGGGCAAUGGGAUGCACUCUUUACUGCUUUCUCUUUGGCCAGGUGCCAUUUCAAGACAACUUUAUCUUAGGCCUUCAUAAUAAGAUUAGGACUCAACCUGUCAUGUUCCCUGAAGAUAUUGAUGUUUCUGCGGAAGUAAAACAUCUAAUCACCAGAAUGCUGGAGAAGGAACCACAGAAGAGGAUAACACUUCCUGAAAUCAAGGAAGAUCCAUGGGUAACCCAACAUGGUUAUGAACCUCUGAUGUCCCAGGAAGAGAACUGUAUACUAGUAGAAGUAUCUCAGGAUGAAGUAGAUAGCUGUAUCAAGCGACUACCAAAGAUUGAAACACUUAUACUUGUGAAGAAUAUGCUGAAGACUAGAUCCUUUCAUAACCCUUAUAGGAACUCUAGGAAAGGAAGAUUUGCACUCUCAUCACUGGGUUCCAGUGUGGAUAGUAAAAUGGAAGCUACAGUCAAAUAAACCUACAUCUUAACUUAUUGACUUGAAAUUGAAGAGACAUUUGAGGAUAAAUUGGCAAAGACUGAGAUUUUGACUUAAAAGUCAUGGAAGUUGAGUGAUAUCUGCCAGGAGGAAUAACCGGGUUCAGAUAUUCUUCUGAGAGUGGAGUUUAAGGAUAUUUUUUUUUGAAGGCUUGAACAGAAAUAUUGAUUAUGAAAGGUGUAGAGUCGUGAUCAUCUGGCAAGUUGAGGAAGGAAACUAACACAGGCUACAAGAGUAAAAGGAGGAAAGACAAAGUGAACAACAGCUGAGUGAAGAAGCAGAUGUUUGUCUCGCCUGCAUAGCAGAGCAAGACUAUAGGUGCCACAUUUCUGACAGCCUGGCAGUCGUCAACAGAGAAGUCCUUACCUAAGGUUAAGUUUUUUAAAUAUCUACAUAACUUUGAAAGGAUGAGGUCUCCUGUGUAAUGAAACUUGAUCAUAAAGUCAUUCAAGUAGCACGGAUCAUUUUUACAAGUUGCAAGUCAUAUGAUCAAUGUCAAAGGCCAUUCAGGGUCAAUGAAUUUAGUCAUGUUGUGUUUCCUUGUCAAGGUCAAUGAACUAAGGAUUUUAUUAUCACAUGAAUGUCACCCCCCCUUCUUUUUGAUAAAAAUUACUCAGUCAGCACUGCAGCUAUAUUGAAUUGCAUCAUGCAGGUGAGAUUGCCAGGGUCAUUCUUCCUGUUUAUUGUCAAUCUAUGUCAUCUAUGGAAGCUUCAGAGCUAGUAAAAUCCUGACAGCAUGUUUUCAUGGAACAAAUAUUUACAAUCGCAAUUUUUAUAAGCUCUUGAAACAUGUAUUUGUUUCGCUCAGAACAAAUUAAUCAGUAGACAUCACUUACAAGAUAAUUUCUGAAACACUCCACUGACUGAAAAAAUAGAACCUGCAAUAAAAAAUGUUAUUUUUGACUUUGAAUGGCUUUGAGAGAUUCAUGUGUUUCCAAUAAUACUGUGGUCUGUGGCUUACAGAAAUAAGAGCAUCAUAUCCAAUUGUUUAUUUCAUCGCUUUUUGCUUGUGAAAUUGAUUUUAAAUGUACAUUGAUUAAACUUGUAUUCAGUUUUCUUCUCCAAUGCGUGAUGAUUGAUUUUGUAAGGUUGUGUGACAAAUCAGUAGAUUUUUAGAUUUCUGUAUAUGGUUUGUUUGUAUUUCCAAGUCAUAUUUUAUUUCUCCUUUCUUUUUAUAAAGUUUAAUUCUUUUUUACACUCCAUUCCUGCUAACCUCCUACUCCUUCUCUCCACCUUCUGUUUAUCUCUCUCUUUUUUUUCCUUUCUCUCUCAUUACGCUAGUUUCACCCAUUGCCCCCCCCCCCCUGUUUUCAUCUGUCUCUUUUUAUCGCCUUCUUCACACCUCUCCCAGUCUCUCACUUUUUUCCUCCUCCCCACCUCUUAAUCUUUCUUCCAAACGCCCCCCCUCCAUCUCUUUCCCACUAUCAUUUUCCUUUUCCCCGGAUCAUGGUACGUGCAUUUAGUCUAGCUACAAUCUUAAACAUGCUUUAUGUUGGGGAAGCUGAACAAACAAAAAUGCAAUACUCCGUUGGUAUAUAUGUGUGAGAGAUCUUCUGCAAUCUGCAUGAUAAUCUACAAGGAGGAGUGGAUCAUUCCAACAAAGUGUGUGUAGUAGAAGGUUGUAUGUAGCACCUAUUGCUAAUAUCAAUCAAGACCUUUUGUCAGUGAAUGUGUCUCAUGAGGUUGUUUUAAUUAUUGAUGAGGCUCGCACUAAAUGCUUUAACAGUGUAUGUUUAUAAUUAUUCUAUAUUACUGUACAUAUAUUUGGUGUACAACUCGAUGGCGAUCUUUGUAUGCUUGUAUUAGUUAGGCAGGAUAAAACAAAUGACACCAUGACAUUUAAAGCAAAAGUGAUAUGUUGAAUACUUUCCUCAAAAUUUUAAUUGCCAAGUGUAAGAGGGAUCUUAUGUACAUGUAAAUGAGUAAAUGAGGCCUGAAGUUGUCAUUCACAUGGUAAAAUUAGAAAUAUCAAAUCUUCACCCAUUUGUUCUAAAUUUUCACUUUUUUGACAUAUUUUCCAUAUUUUAUAUGAUCGUUAUUUUGUAGUCAUUUACCAGGUAUCGAAAUUUACCUUAAAGAAGGUAUUGAAUUUUGCCAAACUUCCUUUAAUUUUAUAGUUUGAAUUGAUAAGCAUUUCAGAACAUGAUACUACACAACUCAUUUUCUUUGUAGUUAUGAUACAUGCAUAUAUACCUAGCUUAUUUUGAUUGAACGAUUCAGAUAAAUGGACAUUUGUUUAAAGCUGGGAUGCUGAU
This is a messenger RNA of Lytechinus variegatus (green sea urchin), 5616 nucleotides long. RefSeq names its product calcium/calmodulin-dependent protein kinase kinase 2-like. Lineage: Eukaryota; Metazoa; Echinodermata; Echinoidea; Temnopleuroida; Toxopneustidae. Gene Ontology annotation, biological process: positive regulation of protein kinase activity; intracellular signal transduction; protein phosphorylation. Gene Ontology annotation, molecular function: calmodulin binding; ATP binding; calcium/calmodulin-dependent protein kinase activity. The transcript is spliced from 17 exons. Bases 1733 to 3340 code for a protein of 535 amino acids. Gene Ontology annotation, cellular component: cytoplasm. The record is from RefSeq and is a predicted model, not a curated record.